This is a messenger RNA of Exophiala viscosa, 1518 nucleotides long. Its product is annotated as iron-sulfur cluster-binding protein. The record is from RefSeq and is a predicted model, not a curated record. Gene Ontology annotation, molecular function: 2 iron, 2 sulfur cluster binding. Lineage: Eukaryota; Fungi; Ascomycota; Eurotiomycetes; Chaetothyriales; Herpotrichiellaceae. The transcript is spliced from 4 exons. The coding region runs from base 192 to 1448 and encodes 418 amino acids.
UGUCAAUAUAAUCAUCAUCAAUACCAAAACAUGAUUGGCGACAUUGUUCAGAGUUUCGGAAUUGAAUUGCUUGAAACCUGGCAUCGCCUUGCUUCUCCAGACUUGGAUCUUCACAUGAUAAGGCCAGUAAUCGUCUUCCGGUCAUAAAGAUUGGAACUCCCGGAUACCAGCCUCAAGUAUUGUGUCCAGGUAUGGCGUUCACAGUAUCCAACAGCCAUAUCUUAUGGCAAGGCAUGUCGUUUCCUGCAUACCUUUUCAUAGUAUCAUGCUUGAUAUAUCUCUUUGGUCGUUCCUUGAUUAACUGCCUUGGUGCGCUGAUAUCCGCCGAUGGCCAUAAGGUCGCGCAUCCUGCUUCCGGGCUGGACCAGGCAGAAAAAGGGAGCUUGAAAAGGCCGGAAGACAUGUCAGAUGAUGAGAUCUUUCAAUUGGAAAAGAGAGCAUUCUUUAGCAAGACGUGGCUGUACAUUUCACACAGAAGCAGGUUCGAUAAGGCUGGCGACUAUCAUGUUUUUGAUGUGGCUGGGAUUUCCUUCUUUGUCGUUCUUGGGAAGGACAUGAAGCUUCGAGCUUUCCACAACGUGUGUCGACAUCGUGCCUAUACCGUGGUGCGAAAGUCCUGUGGAACAUCGGCUCGCUUCUCUUGCAAGUAUCAUGGCUGGCAAUAUGACGACGAAGGCAAGCUAGUCAAGGCCCCGAAGUUCGAUGAAUCGCUGGGGUUCAAGCCUGAGGAGAAUGGUCUGUGGGAGGUCAAGUUGAUCUUGACGAGGGAAGGCUUGGUCUUUGUCAACUUUGACGCAAGCACUAUGCAUCUGCCCUUCAACAACGUCAGAUCUCAUGUCGACAUGGGAGCCUGCUCUUGGGUGGAUGGUAUGGAUUUGACUUGUGAGACGAAUUGGAAGGGCCUGGCCAAUGAGUUCUCGAAUCAGUCACAAUGGUCACAGAACCCUUUCGGAUGGUUCUCUGGCUUCCGUCGACCGAAGAUGGCCAGACUACUGGGACCGAUGAGCAUGAUCAAGGAGCUCAAUGAAGACCUUUGGUGUACGAUGACGCUUCUUCCGCGGUCUCAGUCUGAAGUUAUCGUGAGAUGCGACAUUUAUGCGAAAGAGGGUACAAACCCGUCUCCACAGACCUUCCAGCGAUGGAAGUGGCUGCUGGAGAAAGAAUUGAACGUCCUGUCGAAGCCUGACGAGGCGAAGGCUUCCGGAAGGUCGUACUUUGCUUAUCAAUGUGGAGGACGGACGAUCGAUCUCUUCGCAAUCCUCGCUCAGCAUCAACGGAAUGAGAAGAUGGCCAAGAAGAAGUUGCAGCCUGCAAUCCGCGUGACAGGAUUAGCUGAUAUCGACGAGGAAGCUACAGCCUUGUGUGACGUGCUUGACGGCAAGGGCGAAAGUCCACCACUGGAGAAUUGUUCGAGGAAAUCGAGCUUUCCACAGACUUUGGAAUGGUAGGUGCACAUAUGGUACAAAGCUCAACAAUGGACGGACACUGCAUUAGACGAGGUUUAUUGAAGCAUAGCGU